UCUGAAAGCAUGCAUGUGGUCAGUGUGAUGCAUUAGAAAAGAGCCCGCCUCUUUACAUUAAAGGCAGCGUUACUGGAGCACAGUUCAUUUGUGGACCUUGCAGAGCGGCAGUCACACGCACCAUGAAGAAGUUCAUCUUGAUAACAGCUUUACUUCUCUGCAGCCUCAGCUGGAUCUCUGUCUCAGGUUCUGAGUCUCAGACUGUGGAGGUCCAGGCUGGUGAAGGAGUCACUCUGACUUGCUCCAACACGUCCACACAAGAGGUUCAGACAUCCUGGUUCAGACUGGUCCAGGGAACUAAGCUCGUCUGUAUCUCUGCUAUGGCAAACUCCAAGAGUAGUGUGAACUUCUGUGAUGGAUUUGAAGGUGGAAACUUUAAUAUGAGUUCCAACAUCUCCACCGUCUUUCUCAAAAUCAAACAAGUGAAUUCAUCGGACUCUGGACUGUAUUUCUGUGGAUUUACUCAAGGUGGAAAGCAGACUUUCUGUGUGACACGUUUAAAGGUUAACGGCAGCGAUGAGUCAGGUGAUGACACGGAAAACGACUUUAAAAAGUCUGACAGAAUCACACAGCUGACGAGUCCCAUCCUGGCCGCUCUGACUGCUUUACUUGUACUUGUCAUCAUUGGUCUGGUUGUUAAAGUCAGGAAGCUUCAGACAGCGAAUAAAGAAGAACAGAGUCCAGAGCACGGAGAGAAUGCGGCCUCUGAUGACCUGAACUACGCAGCAGUGACAUUUCGAACAGCGAAGCCAAAAAGAAGAGAGCUGGAGCCAAAUGUUAUUUAUGCUGCCACCAGAUAGACUCAGGAGGCACCUGGAACUGAU
Centropristis striata (black sea bass) is the source of this 824-nucleotide messenger RNA. RefSeq lists its product as uncharacterized. The transcript has 6 exons. Lineage: Eukaryota; Metazoa; Chordata; Actinopteri; Perciformes; Serranidae. The record is from RefSeq and is a predicted model, not a curated record. Gene Ontology annotation, biological process: response to bacterium. The coding region runs from base 123 to 800 and encodes 225 amino acids.